Messenger RNA from Phytophthora infestans T30-4, 3171 nucleotides. RefSeq lists its product as uncharacterized. Lineage: Eukaryota; Oomycota; Peronosporomycetes; Peronosporales; Peronosporaceae. Gene Ontology annotation, molecular function: calcium ion binding. The transcript is spliced from 6 exons. The coding region runs from base 44 to 3043 and encodes 999 amino acids. The record is from RefSeq and is a predicted model, not a curated record.
AAAAUAGCACAAGUGCAACAAUUGAGCUGCUCCUUGCAUCGCGAUGCCUCCGCCUCGGCUAGUCGAGCUCUCGGUCUCGGGCCCCCUCCUUUUCCCUCGCUAUGUGGACGCCGACAAUCUCCACAUGGAGGACGAAGCCUCCGACCGGAUGGUCCACAACCAGUCCGUACUGCGGGUAGCGGACCUCCUUGGAGCUCCCGUGUCGUCUCUAACACCCAGGAAACAAUGUGAUACCGGUAGUCCACGCACACCGGCGUUUACCCCCCCUUUGGUACCUGAAAGUCCCUCGCUCUUCGAUCACCUCAGUCCAUUCAUCAAGAGGAAGCGAGCGGCGUCUUCACGCGUGAGCUCAAUGAGUCCGUUAAAUGUCGUCUUAAGAACACCUUCGCCUGUUGGUGAGCUGCCUACCGACUCGGUCAUGUCGUUUGUGUCCUCAAUGUCACCACCGUCUGGAAUUACGGGCAUCCGAUCACCUAGACGAGUGAUUCUGGGUCAGUCCGAUGCGCAAAAGAUCACAAAGUGGCUACAAUCACUUCCGCACGAAGCUGCAAACUUCACGUCGUACGCACUCUACUGCGAUAUGCUCUUCCGAGAGAGCCGCGUGCUGACACAGGGCAAACCUGUUCCAAACCGACUCCAGACAGCCAUCGCUUUCCACUGUCUGUGCAAGGCCGCCAAUGUAUUUGCGAGGCACGAAGGUAUUUUAAUUCGCAUUUGCAACGACUUGGGAGCAGCGAUUUACAUGAAUCACGACCCGUCAUUGAUUCGCAGCGGAGAAAUAGAUGCACUCGAGUUCUUCGCGCGACUCACCACGUUCUAUGAGCAGCACACUGUUCUCCAUCAGCGAAAGCAAGGUCUCCAGCAAGAGAUGUUAAGACAGCAAGCCGUGCACCAGCAGCGUCUGGGCGAAGAGCGGGCCCGAAACGAACAGCUAAAGCAAUUGCAUAAUCAGCUUCAAGUGAAUAAGUUGGACACUAUCAGCACGAAGAAAACGCACGCGAAGGACUUGAAUGGUAAGUUGCAAAAUGUGCUUUUAAACUUUCAAUACGUAAACGACCAGGAGAAGGAGAGAAUCGUGCUCGGCGCAGUGGAGGCUCUGCAAGCGCAAGUAUCGGCCGUAGCAGCUGUAGCAAUAGUGGACCAGAUGGACCCAGUUGAGAAAGAUAAACUUAUGACCAACUUACUCCAAGACAAGAUGGAGGGAAUCACACAGCAAAUUGAAGAGCAGGUUCUUCUCAAGUCUAACGCACAGCAAAACAUGAUCGUCGAGCGAUCUGCAGCACGGAUGACACGCUUUCAAGCGCUCAUGCUGGACGUCGUCAAGAACCCCAAUAGUGGUGAUGCACGUAAAGAAAGUUCUAGCGCUGAAGUUGAUGACUGUUUGUGUGAACACGACCGUAAAGUGCUCGAAGCUGUCGGGGAUGUAGUCGACGAGUUGGAGCGCGAGAAGAAAAAGUCGACGACUUUGAAGCAGAGACUUGAAGAGGCUGAGAAACUUGCAAACGACCUGCGAUUGAAGAAUAAUUCGUUAGUGAACGAGGCCGAGGAACGCGUAAGGAAUUGUGAGCAGCAGCUCCAGAAAAUGCGAGACCAGAUAGCAAAGGCACAGAGCUUGACCGAUGACAAAUGUUUUCAGACGGAUGAAGAUUUUGAGGAGCUCCGAAGGCACAACGAGAGUGGAGCCAAACGCAGGCGACAUCUGGUUGCAGCCGACAGCAACGAUGAACUCAUUCUGAAAAACCGGGCCAAGAACAAGUUCGGCUACGGCAUCGCAAAUAUCAUUGACCAAGCGAAGAUUGCACCGUCCAAAGUGCGCAAGAUCCUGCUGAAGCGAAAGCCUCUUACUCUUAAUGAACUUCACAGCAUCAUUGUCGGGUACUACCAGGCGAAGAUGUUCCAGGACGUGCAGGACGAUUCGUCUGGUAAGCCGCGGACCAACCUGGCGCAGUUCAUCAUGGAAAUGUACGUCCUGCACUACGGACUCAAAGACCUUGCGAUCAGCCAACUCGUUUUCUUAGACGCUGCCAUCCGCAAGAACGCUCGUGAAAGCGCCCGAGUGCGAAUUUUUGGGCUUCUAACGGGAUCACUAGACCCCGAGUCUCAUGCCUGCUCGGUCCAGGGUGUCGAUUUCUUCCUACUGGUAGUCGUCAUCAUCUUCAAUGCUGGCUUAUACAAGAAAGGUCGGAAACAAGCCGUCACCAUCGCACAGAACCUCAAGACCUUCUUCGGAGACGGCAUCUUUGUCAGUCCGAAGUCAGUGACUGUCAAACACGAGCUGGUAUGCCAGGCAAUCGACUUGGCAUUCUCAUUCACGCGGAAUGAGAUAGGAGGGCCCCUCAGUCAGCUUAAAGACGAGACUUACCAGAGAUGCAUCGCAAAUGGUGGGGGGUUGGACAUUGAUUUGGUGCUAGAGAAAAUCACGAAUUACUGGUUCGUGCUGUACGAGCAUCAGAUUCAGGACAUCCACAACUUGUUCACAAUUGUCGAUACGAAUGGAGACGGAACGCUGGAUUUUCAGGAAUUCUGUGAGCUGGUGGCAGCUCUGGAGCCGGCAAUGGACCGACGAGAUGCCCUGGCACUUUACAACCGAGCUGCUGGAGAGGAUAACGUCAUCGAUAAGGAUGAGUUUGUACAGGUCAUGCUCGCUCACCAACGUGGUGUCAUUCUUGAAGAGUUUUAUGGCGGAGUGUCCAGCAAGAAGAUCCUCAUGGGCAUUGAACAGCGCAAGAGCACGCUGUUACCACUGGGUUCUUCACCAUCGACAAGCCAAGAGAAGGAAGAAGAAUCGUUUGACUUGCUAACUGCUGCUAUGGCAUCAGUCUCGAUGACGUCAGAGUUGCUGGAAAAUGAUGAUGAGGAGGACAAAAGUCCGGACGAUAAGUCAGAGACUCAGCGCGUUCAGGAGAGUGUAUCCUUUCAGGCGCUGACGAGGCUUUCUACGUGGGCUACCGAGGCUAAAAGAAAGCUGCGGCGAAGAAUACCAAGAACGCUCGAAUCGACCAAAGAAGUGGAGAAGGGCAAUGACCAGAGAGUCCACUCCUGACAACUUCCGGGGAGAUAGUAUCUCAGAUACGGCUCGGUUACUACGGCAAGCGUUACAACAGGUCAACCUCAGUGGACAUUCUACAACAGAAUAGACGUCUCAUAUCCUAGAAGAUUAUUCACAAAUAU